Trachemys scripta elegans is the source of this 1693-nucleotide messenger RNA. Its product is annotated as cytochrome c oxidase subunit 5B, mitochondrial-like. Gene Ontology annotation, cellular component: mitochondrial envelope. Lineage: Eukaryota; Metazoa; Chordata; Testudines; Emydidae. Gene Ontology annotation, biological process: mitochondrial electron transport, cytochrome c to oxygen. The coding region runs from base 83 to 457 and encodes 124 amino acids. The record is from RefSeq and is a predicted model, not a curated record. The transcript is spliced from 4 exons.
CCUCCCGCGGGCUGGCCGGGAAUGUCAGCGCGGUGACCCCUCGACCGCCGCCGGACUCUGACCUUGCACCGGGGAAGGCACCAUGGCUUCCAGGCUGCUGCUCCGCGUCCUCCAGCGCGCCCUGCCCGGCAGCGGGCGGGCCGCAGCCCCCGCCAGAGCCAUGAGCGCCAGGGGUGUUCCCAGUGAUGAGGAACAGGCAACUGGACUUGAACGGAAAACUCUAGAGGCUAUGAAAAAAGGACAGGAUCCAUAUAGCAUACUCAAACCCAAGGGAUAUGCAGGAACUAGAGAGGAUCCUCAUAUUGUUCCGUCCAUCAACAAGAAGAGGCUAGUAGGCUGUAUCUGUGAGGAGGACAACUCUGCUGUCAUUUGGUUCUGGUUGCAUGCAGGAGAAAGCCAGCGUUGCCCAUCAUGUGGUGCUCACUACAAGCUUGUCCAUCACGAUGUCCCACAUUGAAAAUCUAUGUUAUUUAACUGAACCAAAGCGGAUUUCACUGUGUCUAAACUGCACAAUAUGAUGUGCACUUAAAUCUGCAUGCAAAAUAUUUACUACCUUCAUAUUUGGUUUCUAUUGGAUUUCAUUAAAAACGCCAAUCUUGUUGUUUUACCCUAGGUUAAUUAAAACUAAAUGCACAACACUGCAAAAAUGUGUGUCAUGGAUUAUCAUCCUUCAUAAAACUGAGGAGAGUUUAGGAAGAAGUGUUCUACUAGUACUGAUUAAUAAAUGUGGGUUGGUUUUCUUUCUCCUAUCUCUAAUAAAAUUCCUUAGUCUUAUGACUAAAGCCCUACCAAAUUCACAGCCAUGAAAAACACAUCAUGGACUAUGAAAAAUCUGGUCUCCCUUGUGAAAUCUGGUCUUUAGGGUACUUUUACCCUACGCUAUAUCUGGCAUAGCACAGUAUUGCCACCCUUACUUCUGUGCUGCUGGUGACAGUGGUGCUGCCUUCAAAAGGGGCACCCAGAUAGCAGCUGCCACUGAGUGCAUAGCUCUGAAGGCAGCAAAGUAAGGAUGGCAAUACCCCCCCCCCCCACACACACACACACACCACACAGCCUUGUUACCCCGUGUUGGGUCAGGACCCCCACUCUGAGAAAUGCUGAGUCUUAAGGACUUUACGUGUUUAUAUUUUGUUGUUUCUAAAUACAUAGUUGUGGCUUGUUACAACACCAUGAAAAUUAACUUUUAAAUAUCUGAAACCUUGCAAUUCAAGAUUUUAAAAAGCUAUGAUCGUGAAAUUUACAAAAAUGGACUGUGAAUUUGAUAGGGCCCUACUUAUGACCAAAACAUUUUCAUUGCUGUUGGUUUUUUAACUCUCAGAUGGUGGGAGUAUGCCUGCGAAUAGUAGUAUGUGAAGAAAGUUAGAGGUCACACCUGAGCUAUAGGCAUGUGCAUGUAUAAUGUCAUGGCUGCAAUCAUACACCACCAGGAGAUUGUUAUAGCCUUAUUUACAUUUUCCCUGUGUUGUGCUGAAUUGUUUCAAUACAACAGUCACAGCCAGGAUGGUCUCAAUAUUCUAACUAGUCUUUUACUUAAUGAAGUUACCUUCUGAUUAAAGAAAUAUGCACGAUAUGUGCAUCCAUACAUGAAUAUGUACAUGAAGCAACAAACUUUCAUUCAAGUAUUUUAUUUUAUUUUAGCUUUGUUUUCACUGCAUUUUAAAAAUCUAAAAAAUAAAUAAAUAUUUGUUUCACA